Argentina anserina (silverweed cinquefoil) is the source of this 699-nucleotide messenger RNA. Its product is annotated as heavy metal-associated isoprenylated plant protein 39-like. NCBI's taxonomy places the organism in Eukaryota, Viridiplantae, Streptophyta, Magnoliopsida, Rosales, Rosaceae. The record is from RefSeq and is a predicted model, not a curated record. Bases 88 to 477 code for a protein of 129 amino acids. The transcript is spliced from 3 exons. Gene Ontology annotation, molecular function: metal ion binding.
UCUCUCUCUCUCUCUCUCUCUCACUAAAUUUAGCAGCUUCAGUAUUAUACUUCUGGUUUUUUUCCAGAUCCUUCAAAUCCAGUGAAAAUGAAGAAAGUUGUGUUGAAGUUGGACGUACACGAUGACAGGUCCAAGAAGAAAGCCAUGAGGGCAGUCUCAGGGAUCGAAGGGCUAGAUUCGAUCUCCAUGGACAUGAAGGACCAGAAGCUGACAGUGACUGGGGACAUAGAUCCAGUAGACUUGGUGAGCAAGUUGAGGAAGCUAUGCCGCACUGAGAUAGUAUCGGUAGGACCAGCCAAGGAGGAAAAGAAGAAGGAAGAGCCAAAGAAAGAGGAACCCAAAAAAGAUGAGAAGAAGAAAGAUCCCAAAGAUGAACUGGCUGAGUAUCUCAAGCUCUACGGUCAAUGCCCACCAGUGAGUACGCAUUAUUAUGUUAGAAGUAUGGAGGAGGAUCCCAAUUCCUGUGUCAUCUGCUAAUCGAUCUACUAAUUAAGGGUUAGAAAAGAUUGAAGCCAAGAUGAAUAAUGGGGCAGAUCGAUAAUUUUGAAUUUUGAUAAUGUUCUAAAAAAGAGAGAAGCUGCCAUAUUGUACAGUACGGGCCUACGGGGGUGAUUUGCUUUGUUAAUUUCUUUCAUUUCUUUGCUGUUGAACUUGGAAUAUGAAACUAGAAGGAAAAUAAGAUAGCUUAUGUUAGAGGCU